UUUCUACACAACUUAACGAAUCUUUUAUUCAAAAUAGACACUCUAAACGCAGCCAUCCAGACGAAUAUUCAUUUUUACUCUGAAUGCAUCCAUCAAAAAAUUCAAAAUACAUUCGCUAUUGGCUAUCGGCUCAAAAAUAUGAAACUGACAGCUGGCUGAUACUCGAUGUCGUACAAUUGUGUUUGUUUUUAUGGAAUUGUUUGUUGUUUUUUGAUUUGUUGUGCCUAUUUUAUUUUGAAAUGGACAAAUUUGUAAUUAGGACUGCAAAGCCAAGCACCAGCAAGUCACAAACGCAAAACAAGUCACAAACUACAAUUGUAGAAGCUGGGUCUAGCAAAAGAUUGAUGGACCAUGAUUCGGAAUCAUCAUCAAGUGAUGAUGAACCAACAACAAUUAUUGCAUCGACACAAAAAAGGUACAAACAGAAAUACAAAAGUUCUUGGGAGAUUGAUUAUACCUGGUUGCAGUGCGUCAACGGUAGCGGUUUCUGCAAAAUCUGUUUUAAACCGCUUGAAAAUAAUAAAAAAAAUCUACAGAGGCACCAUGAUUCACCCAGGCACAUAAGCAAAGUUAAAAAUGAAAUGGAAAUGAUGUCUAUACCUAAUUUGUUUAAACAAACAAGUGUACGCGAUUCAGAAAGCUCAAAAACAAAAGCUGAACUUACUUGUUUGAUGUUUUGCAUAAAACGCAACUUGUCUAUUGUAAAUAUGGAUUUCCUUCCUACCCUAAUUUCCACUGUUUGCCCAGACUCAUCCAUUGCAAAAACUAUUAAAUGUGGACGGACCAAAGGAACUUCCAUGCUUAAUAAUAUAGUAGGACCAUUUGCCCAAUCGUUAAUAAUCGAACAACUUAAGAAUACCAAGUUUUCGAUUAUAAUUGAUGAGACGACUGAUGUCUCCUCUACCAAGUGUUUAGUUAUUGUAACUCGGUUUUUUAACAAUGUUUUAAACAAAAUGACUGACCAUUUCUUUGGAUUGGUAGAGCUCCAGCUGUCAGAUUCUCAAGAAAUAUUUUCAAGCCUCAAAUUAAUUUUCGAGGAAAAAAAUAUUCCACUUACGAAUAUUUUAGGACUAGCAACAGAUAAUGCUUCUGUUAUGUCCGGUAGUAUAGGGGGGGUGAGAGCAAGGUUUCAGAAUGCAAACAAGGAUAUAUUUUUUCUUGGAUGUACGUGCCAUUCUUUGCAUCUGUGUGCCUCUGCAGCAUCCAAAAAAUUGCCAGAACAUGUUGAAAAGAUAGUCAAAGCAAUAUACAACUAUUUUGCUCAUAGCCCAAAACGUAUUGGUGCAUACAAAGAGUUUCAAGAAUAUUUUGAUGUCAAAAGCAACAGUAUUUUAGGUUUAUCUUCCACACGUUGGCUUUCGAUGGAAGGUGUAGUGAAUCGUAUUUUGCAACAAUGGCAGCCCUUGCAAUAUUAUUUUAAUUUACAAUCUUUCGACAAUCAAAGUUCAUGUUCGGAUAUAACAAAUUUUUUAAUGAAGCCGCAGAGUAAGCUUUAUCUUCUUUUUCUGUCCUACAUACUAAAAUUAAUAAACCACACCACGGAUAUGUACUUUGGGAUUGAGUUUCAACAGUAUCUUGAUUCGCAAGAUAUUGUCGCGGAAGAUUUAAUCGUGAUUAAAAGUAUGUUAUUACAGUUUUAUAAGGAGCUAUGUAAACAAAUUAAAAAACGGUUCGAUUUCAACAAUAAAAAAAUUCAAUUACUUAAGUAUUUAGAUGUGAGCCAAAUAGUAGGUGGCACUAUGCCGUCAAUUUUACCAAUUUUGGAUGAGUUUCCGUUUUCAAGCGAAAAUAAAGAAAUGCUUAAUAGCCAAUGGAGAUUUUUGUUGGGUAAUAAGGAUUUAGUUAGCAAAUACCAUGAUCCAUUGGAUAUAACUAAGUUUUGGUCUGGAUUGGGGUCAAUUAAAAACGCUAUAGGUGAACAAUUUUGUGCUGAACUUUCAAAAUAUAUGCUCAUGCUUUGCUCAUUGCCCCACAGUAGCGCAGCGGCUGAAAGAAAAUUCUCAUUGGUUAAUGCAGUAAAAACUGAUUUGCGAAACAGCCUUAACACCAAAACUCUUGAAAAUAUUAUUUUAGCUAAAGAACUAACAGACCCCAAAAAGAACUGUUGGGAGCCCUCAGACUCACCAGGCAUUCUUGACUUUUUUAAUCAAUUUAACUUUGUAAACGGCGAGUUUAAAAGAAAGUAGGGCAAAAGCAAUUUUUUUUUUAUAUGUAUGUAUGUAAAUAAGAUACAUUUUACGUUUUUAUUUAUUUUUUAUAUUCAAACUAAUAACUUGCAAUUGAUAUUGCUCCAAUGAAAAUGUGAUUUUUUGUUAAUUUCGUUUAUAAAACUUUCUAAGGCACUGAAUGCAAACUGAUUUAAAUACAUUAUAUGUAUGUUAUUGUUGAAUUAUUUUUUUAAGUUGUUUUUUGUAUUCUCUAGAACCUUAUUUUGUAUGAAUUGUUUUUGUUUUGUAUGUUUGAGUUAAUAAAAUCUCUUUAAAAUUGA
This is a messenger RNA of Eupeodes corollae, 2488 nucleotides long. RefSeq lists its product as uncharacterized. NCBI's taxonomy places the organism in Eukaryota, Metazoa, Arthropoda, Insecta, Diptera, Syrphidae. Gene Ontology annotation, molecular function: protein dimerization activity. The record is from RefSeq and is a predicted model, not a curated record.